Messenger RNA from Cajanus cajan (pigeon pea), 1460 nucleotides. RefSeq names its product protein RGF1 INDUCIBLE TRANSCRIPTION FACTOR 1. NCBI's taxonomy places the organism in Eukaryota, Viridiplantae, Streptophyta, Magnoliopsida, Fabales, Fabaceae. The record is from RefSeq and is a predicted model, not a curated record.
CCUAGUCGACCACUUUCUGUUGCGACUAUUUGUGAGGAAGACAAAGGAAGCGUAAAUUUUGCCCCUCUGUCUCUUUGUCACACUCACACGCCGAAAGAAAGAGGCUACCCAUUGUGCAUAUAUAUAACGUUCAACGCAUUGGCACUGCCAUUCUGCAUACAACAUGACAUUCAACACGGAGAUAGCUAUGGUCUAAAAUUGCGGAAAGUUCCCCAUGUUAUUUCAUUAUCAUGCACUACUACUAGCAAAGAAUAACUAGCUACUUUUCUGUGUACAAAACCUUUUAGCCGAAAAUCGGUGUCACUUCUUAUAUAUACAUUCAAUUUUCAAAGCUUAACAGAUUACAGUUACGCUCGAGGCUUAUCUGGUUCCUAUGAUUCGUCAUUCCUAACAUUCACUCCAUUGCCUUCUCAACAAUAAUUUAACAUGGUAAAGCCUUUUUUUUUCCUUAUGUAUUUCCUGAUCACUAUUACUAUUUUGCAAUGGUAUUAUUUUCAGUUACUUGAAAGGUUUGUUGUUCAGGUUGGCUUCAACCCAGUUCCUAAUUGGCUUCUUAUUCUCAAGGAAGAGAAGUUUUUUACUCGUUGUUUGAUUCAUGACUCUGUAAAGAAGAACGAUAAGAACAUUUUUUGCUUAGAUUGCUGCACCAGCGUUUGCAUCCAUUGUGUGCCCAUUCACUGCUCUCACGUCCUUUUGCAGAUACGAAGAUAUAUGUACAACGAUGUUAUACGGCUUGACGAUGCUCAAACAUUGUUGAAUUGUUCCCUUGUUCAACCCUACACAACAAACAAAACUAAGGUUGUGUUUUUGAAACAAAGGGCACCCACCCGCUCCCACAAAGGCUCUAGCAACCUUUGCAUCACGUGUGACCGUAACCUUCAAGAUCCAUACACCUUCUGCUCUUUGUCUUGCAAGCAGGUUCAUCGAUAUCUUCUACUAAUUACCAAAAACACAACCACAAAGGACCCUUGGAACAAGCAUGAAUUCUCUGUUGUACUAGACAACGAAAGAAGUAGCGAGAAGCCACAAGAGAUUGAAGAUAGCCAAAUCACAACAGAUUCAGUUCUAGACUCAUCCACGUCGACGUCGUUUUGCACUGUGUCUGGGUCAACAAGUAGUAAUAGUGGGGUUGUGGCAGAGAGCGUGAAUAAGUUACUUAAAAAGAAACGUAGCAGUGUUGAGAUGGUGCCAGAGAUUUGGUACACCAUGGUGAACCGGCGAAAAGGUGUCCCCCAUCGAUCUCCAUUGUACUGAUAACAUAUCCUUCAGCCAAUUAUUUUUUUGAAUCGAAUAAUGGGGUUGAGAUUAUACUCAUAUAGACCCCCAACCAAUUUUGUAUGUUCAGUGUUCUUGAGAUUUCAUAAGUACUAUGUACUUUCACACUUCUUCUGAUACACCGCUCAGCCAAUUUUGUAUAAUGUUGCCAAUUAAUUUAUAUUUAUAGAACAUUUUUAAUUCUU